Molecule: messenger RNA, 1257 nt
Organism: Pestalotiopsis fici W106-1
Lineage: Eukaryota; Fungi; Ascomycota; Sordariomycetes; Amphisphaeriales; Sporocadaceae
Exons: 3
Coding region: 1-1257 (418 amino acids)
Cellular component (GO): cytoplasm
Molecular function (GO): oxidoreductase activity
Source: RefSeq, a predicted model, not a curated record
AUGGACCAAUCAGGGUCUGGCAUCACGGGAUGCGGAACUGCCUACGCUUUGCUCCACGACGACUCACCCGCCGCGUCGAAAUUGCAUAUCUCGGUGCUGGAAGCUCGCGGCGCCGUGAGCGGUGCGACUGGACGCAACGGUGGUCAUUUGGUUUCUGAUGCCGACUCGCUGUUUGGUCGCAUCAUGAAUGACCAUGGCCUCGAGCAAGCCAAAAAGGUCCUGUACUUUAGCGAAGCCAACAUGUCACGUCUCAAGACUCUGGUGUCGAAGUUGGGACAUGCCGACCGCGAGGCGUCAGAGUUUCGCUCAGUCAUAGCCUCUGUUGGGUUUACAAACUCUGAAAUGUUUGGAAAAAUGAAAUCUGAUAUAGAUGUCAUCCGAGAACUGAACUAUCGCUAUCGAGAUAUUGUGGGUGCUAUUGAGCAACACGGAUCUGGCGCCUUGUCGCCUUAUCGGCUCUUCACGGCCGUCUUCAACCUACUGUUGGACAAGUUUCAGGACCGAUUUACUCUCGAAACAAACACUCCGGUGACAAGUAUUGAUUAUAGUCAAGAUGACGAAUAUCCUUACAUGUUACAGACACCAAGAGGACUUCUCCGCACCAGACAAGUCGUUCAUUGCACCAACGGAUUCUCUGCAUACUUGACACCUCAUCUUUGUGGCAAACUAUGGCCCGUGAGAGGGACAAUGUCUGUACAAGAAGUUGGGCCAUUAUUUCCACAGUUGGGCUCCGAGAUCUCGUGGACGCCGCUGAGCCCAGGAUCUUUCAAUGCUGAGACUGGAGUUUUCUCGACGGGUCUGUACUAUGCUCAACAGAACCCAAAAACGGGCCAUAUCUGGAUUGGUGGAGAUGUUCAGAACAUCAGCGAAAUGGUGGCAACGAGCGACGACUCAAAAAUUUCCCCGACAUCAAAGGCGAAUCUUGAGUCGAUUCUUCCCCGGGUUCUGAGUGAAUCGGAGCCUGCGCAUCCCAUCAGGGUGUGGUCGGGAAUAAUGGGUUUCACGUCGGAUGGUAUGCCGUAUGUUGGCAAGCUCACAUCAAAGAUGACUGGGCGGCAAGGACAUGGAGAGUUCAUAGCCGCGGGGUUCAAUGGACACGGUAUGGAUAAAGCUUGGUUGAGUGGCGAAGCUGUGGCAUCCUUGAUUCUCCAUGAAAAGACGACUGCUGGCUUUCCUGAUAUUUAUCUCUUGAAUGAGGAGAGAUUCGACAAGGCGAGUUCAGAACAAAGCGCGAACGCUUUCUUGUCCCUUUUCUAG